AUUCAACCAUGGAUAUGGCUGGCGGUAUACACGAUCCCAAAUGGAGCUUAGAACGUCGUGAAUCAUCCGGCCAUUUGGUAUGGCGCAAAGAAUCACCCAGUGCUCGUAUACGUUUUCGUUUCGAUGUCGAAGUUCUGGAAUUCGAAAAACAUCCACACGAAGAUAUGGAUCAUCAUGAGAGUGGAAUAUCUUUGAGUAAUAUCUCGUCGACAGUGGUUAUGUGUGCAACGUGUGUAGCGGCGGUGGCUGUGAGCGUAUUUUUACCUUGGUAUUUAAUGGAAAAGGCUGGCAAUUUUUAA
Molecule: messenger RNA, 299 nt
Organism: Musca vetustissima
Lineage: Eukaryota; Metazoa; Arthropoda; Insecta; Diptera; Muscidae
Exons: 1
Coding region: 9-299 (96 amino acids)
Source: RefSeq, a predicted model, not a curated record